Molecule: messenger RNA, 2097 nt
Organism: Macadamia integrifolia
Lineage: Eukaryota; Viridiplantae; Streptophyta; Magnoliopsida; Proteales; Proteaceae
Product: WAT1-related protein At3g28050-like
Exons: 7
Coding region: 92-1015 (307 amino acids)
Cellular component (GO): plasma membrane
Molecular function (GO): transmembrane transporter activity
Source: RefSeq, a predicted model, not a curated record
UAUAUAUACUUUGUUAUAUUUUUGUCAAUCUGAUUGAGUCUUUCCUUGUCUUUUUUUUGGUACAGUGGCAGUUUUCUGGAGAGAGAGAGAGAUGAGGGUAAGCUCACCUUUGUGGGAUGCAGUGGUGUUUGCAGUCAUGGUAAUGGUGGAGUGUGCCUCCAUAGGUUUAACCACACUAAGCAAAGCAGCCAUGUCUGGAGGAAUGAGCAGUUUCAUCUUCAUCAUGUACUCCUAUGCUCUUGCCACCCUCAUCCUCCUGCCCGCUGCCUUCUUUUUCCACAGGGCAAAUCUCCAUCCAAUGACCUUUUCCUUUCUCUGUAAAAUGUUCCUUCUUGGCCUAAUUGGUUAUUUGAUGCAAAUUUUCGCGUAUACUGGCAUUAACUACAGUUCUCCUACUCUUGCUGCGGCAAUGAGCAAUCUUAUACCUGCUUUCACCUUCAUAAUUGCCGUCCUUUUCAGGAUGGAGAAUUUAUAUUGGAAAAGCUCAAGCAGUCUAGCUAAAUCAAUUGGAACCAUAGUAUCAGUGUCAGGGGCAUUCAUUGUGACUCUCUAUAAGGGCCCACCAAUCAUGAUGGAUUUAUCAUCUUUUAAGUCAUCAAAUUGGAUUCUUCUCUCUUCACAGUCAAAUUGGGUUAUUGGAGGUUUUUUCUUUGCUGCAGAUGCUAUGUUAUCUGCAAUAUGGCAUAACUUCCAGGCAGCAGUUGUUAAGGAAUAUCCAGAAGAACUCACUCUGACCUUUUUCUAUUCCUUCUUUGGUACCAUCCUAUCUGCAAUAGGAUCUCUGAUUGCGGAACGAGACAAAAGCGCAUGGAGAUUAAAGCCUGAUUUGGCGUUGAUUACUAUUGUAUACUCUGGGAUGCUUGGGUAUGGAUUCUGUGUUGGUGCUAUGACAUGGGCUUUCCACCAAAAGGGCCCUCUCUAUGUUGCCAUGUUCAGGCCUUUGGGGAUUGUUAUUGCUGUUGUUAUGGGAGUACUUCUCCUUGGGGACACCUUCUAUCUAGGAAGAUUUGAUUGAUCAAGGAACAAAGGUUUGGAGAGUAGAUAUUAUUUGAAAUCUAUUUGAUCCUGUUGUUGCUCACUUUUGAUAGUGAGUUUGAAGUUGAGUCAGCCAGGUGAAGAUCCUUCAGGACAAAGACAGCCAAUAGGUUGGCAUCAUAGGGGGGCAUCUUCAUCCAACACCUCUCAUUUGCCUUUAUGAUCUUGAUAUCACCCGCGAAAGAAAUCAAACUGCACACAGAACACCUUGAAUAACCAUGUUUAAUUGGUGCUGUUUAAGCAACGCAUUCCAGGCACAGGAUUAUUGGCUGAGGUGAUGCUAUUGGUUCUAUUGAUGAGGUACACUCAGAACAGUUUAUCACCUCCUGUUAAACUGUAACUCGGCAGCAGCUAUGCAUUUGAAUGCAAGAGUAGAAGAGUAGAUUGUGGGUUGGACUGCAGGUGUAUGGUUUGGGUUGGUCAUAUCAUGAUCUACGUCUCGCAAGUUUCGUACGAUUAUAAGGUGAGGAAUGCUAGGAUUUCCAAGGACAGGACCCCCCCAGAUUCACUUAUGGAGGCUGCUCAAGUUCAUUCAUUUGCUGUCAACAGCAACUUGCAUUCGGAUCAACAUGUUAAUGGUUCUAAGAGUUCCUUAUUCAAUAUCUUGGAUCAUGGAUGCAGUGUAAUGUGAAUGGAGCUACUGGGGCUAAUUGUUCGGUGCCUGUGAUGGUUAUUAGAAAUCGAAAUAGUAUCUUAAUUGCUGCUGAAGGUGACUUUUGAAUCAUGUUCUGAUCAGAACAAACAAGUUAAUUGAAUUUGGCAUAGCUGUGUCUUUAUGCUCGUUGUCAUUGUUGUUGAAAGAGAUGCACAAGAAGUGAUCUAGUAUCCAAGUUUCUGUUGGCGAUUUCCAUAGUCUUCCUUUGCCACUUGGAUUUGAAUAUGCGAAUUGCAGAAAUCUUCUCCUCUCUUUUGUUGCAAGAUUGCUGCUGCUGCUGCUCACACUUUGGCCUGAACUUUUGUUCUAUCCUAUAACCUUGCAGGCUUGUACCACCCCUAGUUAGUUAAAACGCAUUUUGAACGCCUUUUUUUUUUUUUUUUUUUUUUAUAAUGGAGGGUAAUUUU